AUGGCUCUCAAAUUAACAGGAACCCCCAAAUCUUCAUGUACCUUAAAAGUCCUUCUUACACUAGCGGAAAAGGGCAUCUCCAACUAUGAAUUUAUCGACAUUGACCUGAUGAAAGGGGAACAAAAGGUGCCGAGUCAUCUCGCCAAACAACUAUUCGGUGUCGUGCUGAUUCUCGAAGACGGCGAGAUAUCUCUAUAUGAAUCCCGUGCUAUUUGUCGCUAUCUGGCAAGGAAAUACGACAACGUCGGUACUCCUUUACUCCCUGACUUGUCUAAUCUCACGAAGAUGGGCUAUUUUGAACAAUGGGCGAGCGUGGAAAUGGCAAUUUUGAUGCUUAUCACUGGAGAGCCGAAGAAUGAGGAGCUGGUCCACAGCCUCCUAGCAACGCUUGCACAGAAGCUAGAUGUUUACGACGGAGCCAUCCUUGCUAAACAAAAGUACAUGGCGGGAGACACAUUCACUCUAGUAGACAUAUUUUACAUGCCUCUGAUGUCAUACAUGUUCCGCAUGGGCUUUGGACACAUGAUUACCGACCGUGCCAAUGUGAAGGCGUGGGGGAGAGUUUAUAAAAACAACUUUCCCUUCAAUGCUAUAAGAUUAACUAAACUUGACUUCCUUCUGCCUUCACGUAUCAAAAUAUUUGCAUUGAAACCCGUAAGACUUGAACACUGCAACAAUUGA
Trichoderma harzianum CBS 226.95 is the source of this 681-nucleotide messenger RNA. RefSeq lists its product as hypothetical. Bases 1 to 681 code for a protein of 226 amino acids. The record is from RefSeq and is a predicted model, not a curated record. The transcript has 5 exons. Gene Ontology annotation, cellular component: cytoplasm. Lineage: Eukaryota; Fungi; Ascomycota; Sordariomycetes; Hypocreales; Hypocreaceae. Gene Ontology annotation, molecular function: glutathione transferase activity; glutathione binding.